This is a messenger RNA of Wasmannia auropunctata (little fire ant), 2566 nucleotides long. RefSeq lists its product as uncharacterized. Lineage: Eukaryota; Metazoa; Arthropoda; Insecta; Hymenoptera; Formicidae. Bases 714 to 1676 code for a protein of 320 amino acids. The record is from RefSeq and is a predicted model, not a curated record. The transcript has 2 exons.
UAAUGCGCCAGUAUAUACGUUAUAUAUUCACGUUUAUUGCGAAAGCAUCGUGAAACUUUCGCAAGUUGCUAUAAAGUUUUCUCUAAAAAGUUAUUUCUAACAAUUGUAUGAACGGUAUAUGUAGGUCUGUUGUUUGCAUUGCUCAACUGCCGAGUCUGCGGCGCACUACUUAUUCUAUACUUAAAAUGAAAUAAAAAGCCCAUAAUUAGAUAUUAGAAAGAAAGAGGAUAAAUAAAGAUGAAGACUUGAAAGAUGAGAUAGGGAUUAAUUCCCAUUUUGGGAAUUAUUUAUUGCACUCACUUUUUGCUGAUUCUAGGACACCCUGUAUGUUGCAAAUUGAAAGAGAAACUUGGAAGAGAGAGGGAGGAGAGAGAGAGAGAAAGAGAGAGAGAGAGAGAGAGACGGAGAGGGAAACAGCGAAAGUGCAGCCGAAAUGAAAGAGAGGCUCGCAGCUCCCGCACUUCCCGCACGCGCGACCGGCGCGACUGCGACAGUAAGUAAGACAGUUGACGGCGGCCAUCAGCGGUUAUGGACUGACCAUCGGCUCGUUCUCGCGGUGCUGCGGGCGGCUCGUUUGUUUUUCUUUUUCCGUUCCCCUUUAUUUUAAGUUGCCUCCGCGGGAGAGGGUGUCUCCGGUUUCGGCGUUUCGCCCUGCCGGAUUACCCGGAGUUCUCGUGCACGUUGAUCGUCGACGCGCAUCCGCGACGCGCGAUAUGGCAGCGUUCGAUCUCGCAUACUCGCCGUUGCUGCGGCUGCUGUUGGUGAUCACGCUGUUCGUUGCGGCGCUAAACUCGUCUGUCAACGCCGCGGCAGCUGGCACGUCCUCGGUAUCGUCGACGCCCGGUCGCGGUUCUCCGAUCGAACCGCCCGCGCCGUCGUUGACAGUCGAGCCUCCUGAUGCAACGGGUGUCAAGAAAGCGUUGCGAUAUUCAACUAUGGGGGAAGGAGGACCCUUACUAAUGUCAGUAUCUCAACAUGAAGUUACAACAGAAUCCAAUAAGCCUGGCGAAAUCAGAGCAAAGGAGGAUGCGCCUAAGAGAUAUACCGGUUCUUCUUCUGUAGUCGCGAGGAAGGGAGUUCAGGAUAAAAUAAAACCGAGGAAGGGAGUUGAGAAUAUUACACCGAAAAGUAUAGAUCAGAAUAUGGAUCCAGAGAAGGAAAAUAUAUUAUUUAAUCGGACCACUUUGGAAAAUAUGAAACCCAUAACGGGAAGUAGUCCUGCAAUAGAAACAGCUCAUAUCAAAUCCGUGACUUCCAGCAUUAACACCCCGAAAUUAAAUGCCACUAAUCCACGCUCCGACGACAACUUAAAUCGUAGUGUAAACUUCAGCUACUCCAACGCAAGUCCGAUGCCGGCAAAUGGAACCACAUCUCAUCCAAAUAUUAUGAAUAAUACGAUAACGAAAGCAUCCUCGCAUAUACCGAAGCCUAAACCAACGGUAACGACUGUUGACGGGCCAGAAAUUAAUGAAUCUAUACCGCUCUCACGAACAAAGAAUCCUCCACUAGGCAUGCCAAGGAAAAUCGACUACAUUGUGCCGGUCAUUAUAACAAUCGUCGCUUUACCGAUAUUGGGCGCUGUGAUUUUCGUACUGUACAGGCGUGGUCGAGAUUGUUGGGAUAAGAGGCACUAUCGAAGGAUGGAUUUUCUGAUCGAUGGAAUGUACAAUGACUGAGAGACCGUAUGAGAAAAAGUCUGUUCCAUGAGAUUAAAUAGACGUUGUGUAAGAAGUAGUCAAUCAUCAAUUUUCGCGUUCUUCCAUAUUCGAUUUGCAAACGCAAAUUUAUUGUAUAUGUUUUGACACAGCUAAGUGAUGUACUUUGCAUUGAUUUCUUCUUACAUAACGAUAUAAAUGUCCAAACGACAACGAUACCUAUCAUUAUAAUAUAUCAAAGAUCUUGAUACUUUUAUAAACGAUGUACAGUAGAGUCUUCCUAAUUUUAAUCUAAAUUUUGAUUACCCUAUGAUAUGAUAAUUAAGAGCGGAAGCCUAAAAUUAUGGAAUAUCCUCACCACAGCAGCCUGUUAAUCGCUACGCAGUUGCGCACGCUAACAAUAAACUGUCAAAUUAUGUGUAUAUAUAUAUAUUUGUAUAUAUAUACGUAUAUCACAUAGUAGAGCCGCCCAUUACGAUAUGAAAGGGGCACAUUAGUGCCUAUAAAAUAUGCAAAGAUUAGAGAAAUUAAAUUUAAUGAGACUCUACUGUAUUGUACUAAUCGUAACAUUGUAAUAAUAUCUAAGCUCACUACAUUGAUAUCUAAAUUUGCUAUGCAAUUUUUUUAUCAUACUAUUGCCUUAAUAUUAUAGACGUGUUAAGGUUUAAAGUCAUAUUGUGAAGGACAAAUAUUGUUGAUGGCAUUGUAAUAACGGUUUUGUAAAUACUUUACAGCAGUUUCUAAAUUUAACAUAAUUUUCUAAAAUAUUUUUUUAAUAUGUAUAUGUACAUAUAUAUGUAUAUAUAUAUAUAUAUAUAUAUAUAUAUAUAUAUAUAUUAAAUUUUUAUCUAAAACUUGUUUCUAUUAAACCAAAUUUGUGAACAAAUUUCUGUAUAAAUAUUAUACAAAAA